Molecule: messenger RNA, 786 nt
Organism: Mycetomoellerius zeteki
Lineage: Eukaryota; Metazoa; Arthropoda; Insecta; Hymenoptera; Formicidae
Exons: 1
Coding region: 1-786 (261 amino acids)
Source: RefSeq, a predicted model, not a curated record
AUGGCCUUAUCGUUAUCGCGCAUUAUGGCCAAUAUAGGUGGCCCGGGCGAGGGACGUAGACGUCUCUACACGACGGCGGUCAUGGCCGUCAUUAUGUACGGUCCCCCUAUAUGGGCAAGAACAGUGAUGGACAGUAGGUCCACUUUACGGGAUGUGGGUAGGUUGCAGCGGCAGCUCGCCUUGAGGGUGAUAAGGGGAUAUCGCACCGUCUCGCACGAUGCGGCGGCCAUUCUUGCUAGAAUGGUGCCCUUUGACCUGGCAUGCAACAAAUUGAGGAGAUCAUACCUCCACCGACGAGAAAUCAUUGCUCGGGACGGAGCGAUAUCCCCUCGCACGAGAGAUGCCUUCCUGGAGGUGGAGCGCCGGCGCUCGAUUGCGAUGUGGCGCGAGCGCCUGUUAGGGUUACCGUCCAGUGGCCCCGGUGCGAUCGUGCGUGACGCCAUAGUCGAGGACCUUGAGGUUUGGGUGGAUAGGGAACAUGGAGCCCUCACUUAUCGGGUCACCCAGAUUUUAACUGGGCACGGCGUUUUUGAGGCCUACCUCUGCAGGAUAGGACGCCGGACUUCUCCGACGUGUCUGUAUUGCAGAGCAGCGACUGAUACAGCGGUGCACACUCUCCUGUUCUGUCCAGCUUGGGCGGAGCAGAGGGGGGAUUUACUUCAGAUUGUCGGAAUCGAUAGGACAUACAAAGCGGUAGUGAGGGCGAUCAUUCGCUCUAAUGAAGUUUGGGCCCUUUUUAUGAAUCUAUGUGAGACAAUAAUGCGGAAGAAGGAGGAGGAUGAAUGA